UGCUUUGUCUUGCUUUUAUUUUGUGCGGCACAGAGGCUCUUCAGACAGGAAGUUCCAAAUACCAGGGACUCUGGAGGUCGGUUGCUUCCAACGUAGUAUUUGUAGAGGUCCUGGUAACAAGCUGUCGUAUAAGCCAAAUCCCGCGCCGGGAAAUUCUCCCACGCUCUUUGUUCUCCAACCACUCCCUUCAUUUUCUUGUCGCAUCUAGCUUCGACGCGUUCCAUCCCAUAUCACUACCACGAACAUGCUACACACGAAUAUUUCAUUGAUAUCCAGCUAUAUCAAGCCUCACCGUGCGGAAGCUAUCGCUAGAAUACGAACCAACACUUUCUUCCUCGUUCUUCUGGCCGUCGCUACGCAUCUUCUUCCGCUACCAUCACUCCCUCGCGCCAUUCGUGCAGUAUCCUCAAACUCAGAUGCGUAUGAUGGAAUAUAUGGCUACCUGUGUCUUCUAGAGGUGGCGCUGAGCAGUGUCCUCGUGUAUAACAUACUACAAUCCCUCUAUGCCAUAAAAUAUCCGCGUCCAAUGCCUCCACCUCCUUCGUCAGCAAAAUCGAAGCGAAAGGCCAUCCAAGUAUCUCCAACGCCUCCUCGGAGGCUCUCCCAGCUAGUAACGCCCAAAAAAAUCUCUGAUUCAUCAUUUGUACCCUCAUCAUCUGUACCGCAUCCUACUGCAUCUCCACUGAGGUACACCCUCCCCGGAUCGUCGACCAGCACGUUCGCUUCGACUGGUUCCUUACCGCCUACCCCAAGCCCAGUGGUCUCAGCUUAUCGGGGGAAACAAUUGACAUCGAAUGUGGGCCGUCCAAUAGAUGGCGCUUUCAUCAACCGUUUGAAGACAGAAGAUGAUGACGAUAUGCGAUGAGAAUAGAAAGGGCUAUAUACGAGUAUCUAUCCUCGCAAUUCAGGUCGAGGCAUGUGCAAUAUUACAUCGAGUCAUUCAGAAUCUGCUUCAAUUCAUCUACCGGCAUCCGUGCCUCGAAUUGGACAUUGAAAGGCAAAGGAUGGAGGUUGACUGUGGGAGUGAAUGCAAGAGUAUCAAUGGGAGACUCGUCCAUUUGCCUCAGACGGAAUGCCCAGAGAACAAAAGCCGUGGUAAUGAACAGAGAUUUGUUUGCUAGAUGCUGACCAGGGCAAACU
Messenger RNA from Guyanagaster necrorhizus, 1140 nucleotides. RefSeq lists its product as uncharacterized. NCBI's taxonomy places the organism in Eukaryota, Fungi, Basidiomycota, Agaricomycetes, Agaricales, Physalacriaceae. The transcript is spliced from 5 exons. The record is from RefSeq and is a predicted model, not a curated record. The coding region runs from base 245 to 865 and encodes 206 amino acids.